UUUUUUUUUUUUUGAAGAUUUAAGCUAGGGUUUUAGCAUAAAUUCGAAUCAGGAAUUGUUAAGGCUGUGGAAUUUCAGCUGUUUAUGAUCUUUUUAUACAUUUACGUGUUGUUGAAUAGCUGUAAAUGGAAGGAAAAUACCAUAUAAAGCCGUGGUGUAUGAGUACUAUAUGGGGUUGUAAGUUGGCGAGGAGGAAUUAGAGAAGUCAUAAUAGAAGGGUAUCUAGAAUAUGUAUGUUUACACGGGGUAAAGUAAAGGAUAGAGUUUCAAGUGACUUGUAAGCGCAGAUUGUUUUCCAUGAAUGUUGAAUGUUGGGUCAAAUUCUGUAAGCCAUGUACCUGAGAGGAGCUUAGUAAAAUAGAAGGGGUUUCUGUUGUUGGCGCCCUAUUUUAGUUUAGUGAGCUCUUGUCUCUGUCUAAAGAAUACAAGCCCUUUUGGGUGAAUUGAAUUCUGCAAAGUUAGGGGGUGUGAUAAGUGUGAGGUUUUUAGAACCCCUAUUCUCUAUAAGAGAUAAACUUUAUGCAGUAUAGGAAUAGAAUGUUCCCGAAUGGUGUUGGACUUCAUUAGCGGACACCAACUAAUUUGGGGAUUGAACAGGGAAAAUACCCUUCGAUUUGAUCAAGUUUUCUGGUGAUCAUUUCCUUCUUCUUUUUGUGGAUUGUUGCCUCAAUAUCUAUAUUAUUAUCUUUGCGUUGAGUGUUUAACUUGGCAUGAAAAGAAAUGUACUUAUCAAGGAGAAAUCUUCAAGAUUUGCUUUGUUAUUGUUCUAUCAAGUACCAAAACUUAUGACUCUUAUGCAACACUGACUUGAGAAAUGGUAUUCUUAUUACAACAGAGUUUUGCAAUAGGACCCAAAUAUUGGAUUGUCUAUUUUCUUUUGCUCGUUUGUGCUUUCAUAUGCUUUUUUCCGUAUGCUUAUGGUGCUCGUGGAGUUCUAUUUUUAUGUUUACUAGCAAUGAUGCCAUCUUGAAUUGUUGCUGUUAUCUAAUUUUGGAAAAUGCCAAGCAUACUCUGGCAUAUCAUAACACCUACAAUUCAAGAAUGAAGGAUUACAGCAAUAACGUUCACUAAGAUAUUAAUGCAAAUCGUCUAUCAAUAAUGGAUAAUUGAACUUCCACAUCUGGAGAUAGUUCACAAACCAAAGAGUAAAAGCAUAAUGUGUCAUAGGCUUCUCAACACACUUUAAUUGUCUUUCUCAAGUAGCUAUAGAGGAAUGGCUUCAUCGGCAAAGACACCAGGUCUUGACAAGCCUAACCCAGCUGAAGAUUGGACUGUUGUAUUGCCUCGUCGUGGAAAACAGAAAAGAAUUUUUCAUAAAGUUAUCAUUCACGAACGGCAAAAACAAGAACAACUGUGGACUCCAGCAGAUAUUGAGACCAAUCCCGAGAGAGAAUCUAAAUUGAUGCAAAAAAUACAAACCUGCAUGAGGAAACUCGAGAGCUCUUCCUUCUGGUUGACAUUUUUGGAUCAGUUACAAACCCCUGAAAUAUUUGAUAGGUUUCUAAAAGCUGUGGGCUCAGAAGGAAAGAUGCAGAUGGUAAUAUAUGGAAUUGGUAGCAUAGAAUCAUAUGAGCCUCCUAGAUUACAGCUUAGUCUUGCAAUCUUAAUGAAAAGAAUGUUUAGUUGGAUUGGGGAGGUAGAGGUAUUUGAUCCAGUGAUCUCUCUGGCAGAAUCUAGGGUGCUGACAGCUCUCGGUUGUUCUGUCCUAACAGUCAAUGAACAGGGUAGACGGCAAGCUUUAAGACCUACGAUGUUCUUCAUGCCACAUUGUGAUGCUGAACUAUAUGAGAAUCUUCUAGAGGCAAAUUGGAGGCAUGAUCUAUUGGGUAAUAUGAUACUGUUUGGAAAUAGUUUUGAGGCGUAUGAGCAACACGUGUCAGAGUGCAAAAACCUUAGACUUGCUGAUUCUAGGAAGCAUAUCAUAGCAAUCAGGCAGUUUGUAAAUGAGCUUCCCAUUGAUUCUAGGAAGCAGAUUGUAGCAUUCAGGCAGUUUGUAAAAGAGCGUUCCAUUGAUCCCUUUUCAGAUGAUCAAUUUCGUGCCUUCCAUGGUUCAAGUUGGCAUUUUUUCGACAUUGAUCCUCAUUCAGAUUUAUGUGAUGCUAAACCAUGAACACUUUGUUUUCUGGAUUGUACCUCUUCAUUGGAACUGAAUAUCAAAAUUUUAUUAUGAUUUAGGAAAAUGUUCUUUCUUUA
Solanum pennellii is the source of this 2193-nucleotide messenger RNA. RefSeq names its product protein SENSITIVITY TO RED LIGHT REDUCED 1. Gene Ontology annotation, biological process: microtubule-based process. The coding region runs from base 1214 to 2110 and encodes 298 amino acids. NCBI's taxonomy places the organism in Eukaryota, Viridiplantae, Streptophyta, Magnoliopsida, Solanales, Solanaceae. The transcript is spliced from 2 exons. Gene Ontology annotation, cellular component: cytoplasm; nucleus. The record is from RefSeq and is a predicted model, not a curated record.